Messenger RNA from Gloeophyllum trabeum ATCC 11539, 1785 nucleotides. RefSeq names its product NAD-dependent aldehyde dehydrogenase. Gene Ontology annotation, cellular component: cytoplasm. The transcript has 18 exons. Gene Ontology annotation, molecular function: aldehyde dehydrogenase (NAD+) activity. The coding region runs from base 105 to 1559 and encodes 484 amino acids. Gene Ontology annotation, biological process: aldehyde metabolic process. The record is from RefSeq and is a predicted model, not a curated record. NCBI's taxonomy places the organism in Eukaryota, Fungi, Basidiomycota, Agaricomycetes, Gloeophyllales, Gloeophyllaceae.
GAUCGCCCGGACACCUGCACUCAUUUAUACCCAUUAAUCCUAGCUCUCCUGCUUACCGCCCACAUUUAAACACCCGAGACCCUUUUGAAAAUAACGAGCCCGCAAUGUCGCAUUACACCCCCCUCGAGGAGAUUGCAGCCAUUCACACCGCGCUGAAUCAAGGUUUCCGCUCGGGCAAGCUCAAGUCGAUAGCGUACAGGAAGCAACAGCUGCUCAGCCUCGCGUACCUCAUCAAAGACAACGCGGAGCGCUUCCAGGAGGCGUUCGCGGCGGACCUGGGGAGGCCCGUGCUCGAGGGCGCGUUCCUCGAGAUCGACGGCUCCAUAACCGAAAUCAAAACAGCUCUAAACUCGGUCGACAAAUGGGCCAAGACGGAGCGGCCCCCGUUCAGCCUGACGUGGACGCCCAUGCGCCCCGCGAUCCGCAAGGAGCCGAAGGGCGUCUGCCUCAACAUCGUCCCGUUCAACUACCCGCUGUGGCUGGUGGUCAGUCCCCUGGCGGGGGCGAUAGCUGCGGGCUGCGCGAUGGUGGUCAAGCCGUCUGAGCUGACACCGGCGAUGGGCGCGCUGCUCGCGGAGCUGUUCGCCAAGUAUAUGGAUCCGGACUUGUAUCGCGUCGUGAACGGCGCGAUUCCGGAAACGACCAAGCUCCUUGAUCUCCCGUGGGGACACAUAUUAUACACAGGCAGCGGACGAGUAGGCAAAAUCGUCGCCGGCGCAGCCGCCAAAACGCUCUCCCCCGUCUCCCUCGAGCUCGGCGGGAAAAGCCCCGUCUUCGUCGACCCCAAGUGUGAUUUGACCGUGGGCGCGCGGAGGCUGUUAUGGGGGAAGUUCGUCAACGCCGGGCAGACGUGCGUCGCCCCGGACUACGUGCUCGUCCCGCGCGACUUCCAAGAUACCUUCGUCGCCGCGCUCACCGAAGCGUACAACGCCUUCUACCCCUCCGGCCCCGGCGCCUCCACCUCCCUCACGCACAUCGUCUCCAGCGCGCACACCGCGCGCAUCAAACGGCUCAUCGACGAAACGAAAGGUAAGACCGUGCUCGGCGGCGAGGCGGACGUGGAGAGGAAGUACGUCGCGCCGACGGUGGUGCGGGACGUGGGUCCCCAGGAUUCGUUGAUGAGCGAAGAGAUAUUCGGCCCCGUGCUGCCCAUCGUACCCGUCGACAGCCUGGACGAGGCGAUCGCCUUCGUCAACGCACGAGAACACCCGCUCGUGCUGUACGUGAUGUCGCAGGACUCUGCGUUCAAAUCCAAAGUGUUCGACAACACGCAGAGCGGCGCGGCGAUUGCGAAUGAGUAUAUUAUUCACUGCGGAGUGGACGGCCUGCCCUUCGGCGGGAUCGGCCCCAGCGGAAACGGGUACCACACAGGCAAAUUUUCGUUCGACAUGUUCACGCACCUGCGCGCGGUGCUGGACUCGCCGGGCUGGAUCGAUAGGAUUCUCGGGGCGCGGUACCCGCCGUAUGAUGAUAAAAAACUCAAAGCAGUCGCCGCCCUCGCGAACACGAAGCUCCCCCCGCGCAACGCCUUCAAGUUCCAGGGGGAGAAGAAGAGAUGAGGUAGACUGCAAGUCAAGGGAAGGAUAUGCGGUGGGGGAUGAGGACGGGGACGGGGACGGGGACCUGAGGGUUUAUAAGGAUGGAGUGAGGGAGGUAUCAUGGCGGAGGGUAGGGAUUGUGGCCAUGCAUAAGGAAAACGAUCUAGGUAUUCGUGCUCGUAUAACACCUGUAUACCCUCCUUAUGUGUGCUUCCCUUGAGAGCACCUAAUCUCACGGUUCACACUC